This is a messenger RNA of Racocetra persica, 867 nucleotides long. Lineage: Eukaryota; Fungi; Glomeromycota; Glomeromycetes; Diversisporales; Gigasporaceae. The record is from the annotation of a GenBank genome assembly.
UCUCAAUUUGCAAAGAAAUUAUUCGUGACAUUUCUGUCAUUCUUCUUGAUGCAACUUACGGGACAAAUAAACAUAAGGAUUUAUUAUAUACCUUGCUUUCUCCUGACCCCAAAACCGGAAAAGAAAAAACCCAGUCAUUAGGACGUAAACUCACAUCUGAUGAGAAAAGAUCAUUAGAAAGUGAGCUCUUUGAAGAUUUAAAGUACCUAAUGAACAUUGAUAAUAUAAAUGUCGUUGAUGAAGUUUUAGUAACGUUUUUUGAAAAAUGGAAAAAUUUAGUAACAUUUAUAGCAUAUUUCAAACGACAGUGGCUGAAUGAACCAGAUGAAUACAGAAAUCUUAAUGGAAUUAACAAAAUCAUGUGGAUAAAAGCUUACCGUACAAGAAUUCCACGCACUAAUAUGGAUACGACAAAUAUGCUUGAAUCUUGGCAUAAGCGUUUAAAGUAUAACAAUUUUGAAGGCAAAGUAAAUAGACGCAUCGAUGUUUUAAUUUAUGAACUAUAUGUCGUAAUGGACGAUGAUACUUGGCAACAAUGGCACCUUGGUGACGUUCGAGCAGGGCGUAUGAUGCCUGCAGAAAAGGAAGUUCGCAGAAAGCAAAUAAAGGCGCAAGAGUUACAUGUUUAUGCUAUCAUCCUUCGCUAUUUUUCUUCACCUUCAAAGAACGUCGAACUACCUUGCCAAAAGUGGCAACAAAUUCAACAGCCACAGCAGCAAGUCCCUACUCCUGAAGAACUUAUUCAUAAUAUUCAUGAAAUGACGCAGAACCUUAAUGAUCUUGAUGUCAAUUCUUUACAGGUUGUUCGUAAUCAAUUGUCCAGAGUUCUUGAGGAUGUUCGCAGGCCAGACAGAACUUUUCAGGAAG